AAUGUUUGAAAAUAAUAGUGUUAAAUAUGUUCCAUCAGUGCCUAAAAUAGUCGAUCCUGAACCAAUAACUUGUAUUAUUGAACCAAGUAUAUAAAUCAAUUGAAAAUUUUAGGCGAAGAAGAAGGUGGCUUAUAUUUAGGGAAUUUGGAAGCAGCUAAUAAUAUUGAUCUAUUAAGAAAAUUAAAGAUUCGAGCAGUUCUGACAGCAAGUCAAGAGACUGCAGUAAAAUACUAGGAGCAUGUUGUUCAUUUUCAUGAAAUUAUUAUGGCUCAUGAUAAAGCAGAUUAUGAUAUCAUAUAACAUUUUGAAUAGGCUUAUGAAUUUAUUGAUAGACAUAGAAAAUACACAAAUGUUUUCGUGCAUUGCUUUGCAGGUAUAAGUAGAUCAGCAUCUAUGGUUACAGCCUACUUAAUGAAAAAAUAUAAUUUAUCAUUUGAAAAAGCACUUUGGAAUGUUAAGGCUAAAAGAAGAUAAGUGCAUCCAAAUGUAGGAUUUAUUAGAUAAUUGUAAAAAUAUGAAACUGUACUAAAAAAUCAAGCAAUUUCUAAUGCUCCAUCAAGAAUUCAAUAUUAAUAAUAAUAAUUUCCAUAAUAUGGUCUUAUUUAAUAAUAAAUUCAACAGCCAAUCCAAUAAUCCAUUUUGACACCAUUUAUUUAAUAAUCUGUUCAAUAACCAUGGAAUCAAUCAUAAAGAUAUGAUGAAUUAGUUUAAUAUUAUUGAUU
Paramecium pentaurelia is the source of this 722-nucleotide messenger RNA. Lineage: Eukaryota; Ciliophora; Oligohymenophorea; Peniculida; Parameciidae. The record is from the annotation of a GenBank genome assembly.